GUAUAAAGUUGCUCUCGCUCCAACAAGAUAAGAAGAAUGGGAAUUCUUGUGACGGAAAAAGUGAAGCUUAUUGUGGUGUUACUUGCUCUUCAGUUUUGCCUUGCAGGAUUUCAUAUCGUCUCUAGACUCGCACUGAACAUAGGCGUCAGCAAAGUUGUCUACCCUGUAUACAGAAACUUACUUGCCCUGCUUUUGUUGAGCCCACUUGCUUAUUUCUUGGAAAAGAGUCAAAGACCGCCUCUUACUUUAUCUUUACUGGCUCAAUUCUUCCUCUUGGCUUUAUUGGGGAUCACGGCAAACCAAGGUUUUUACCUGCUGGGAUUAUAUUAUGCAUCUCCAACACUUGCUUCUGCAAUGCAAAACUCAGUUCCUGCCAUCACUUUUGUGAUGGCAUCGGCUCUAAGACUUGAGGAUCUCAACGUGACAAGGAGAGAUGGAUUGGCAAAAGUUGUAGGAACAAUUGCGUGCGUAGGGGGUGCCACUAUAAUUACUCUUUACAAAGGCCGUCCUCUUCUGCACCUGCAGAUGCACCAAAUAGGAGUAGACCAGGCUUCAAAAAAUAUGCAAAACUGGACCUGGGGUUGCAUAUACUUGCUCGGAAAUUGCUCAUCGUGGGCUGCAUGGAUGGUUUUUCAGGCCCCUGUGUUGAAGAAGUAUCCGGCAAAACUAACACUCAUAUCAUUCACAUGCUUCUUUGGACUGAUACAAUUCUUGAUAAUAGCAGCCUCUGUGGAAACUGCUUGGGAGCAUUGGAAGAUACAGUCUGCAGAGGAGCUUUUCACUAUCCUAUAUGCUGCAGUUGUUAUAUCCGGCAUUGUAGUGUCUGUCCAGACAUGGUGUAUCCAAAAGAGUGGCCCAGUGUUUGUGGCAGUUUUCCAGCCCCUACAAACCUUUCUAGUUGCUGUCAUGGCAGCCCUUGUUUUUGGAGAUCAGUUAUACUCUGGAGGGGUUGUGGGUGUAAUUCUUAUAGUGCUCGGUCUCUACUUCGUGCUAUGGGGAAAAACCAACGAGAAGAGAUUGGCAAACUCAGAGGAAACAUCAUUAACAAAGCCUUUGCUUAAUGGUGAAAGCGGCGUAGUUCCUGAAGACAUACCUUGACACAUCUAUAUGUUGACAGCUUGAUACUGCAGAGGUCUGCUAAGGAUCUGCUAGCAGCAUCUCAACUUGUAAAACAGAGUGACUCAUCUAUUAAUUUAUUUGAGGAAGUUAUUAGGGUCCAAGGCUCUUGCUAAGCUGGCUUACAAGGAACAAGGCCUGCUCAUGCAUUACAAGUUGAUCACAAGCUCCAGUUUGGUCGGUUGGAUUUGGAAUCACGGAAUCAAGAGUCCAUGUGCUCUGCGUUACGCAGACAUGUACAUCUGGAAUUUGCUGCUUCAAUGAUAUCUAUAUUGUAAUCACCACUUGUGCGUUUGAUCAUCCUGCAGUAAUUUUUAACCAUGUGUUAAUUAAUUCAUGAACAGCAUCAAUAC
Molecule: messenger RNA, 1469 nt
Organism: Prosopis cineraria
Lineage: Eukaryota; Viridiplantae; Streptophyta; Magnoliopsida; Fabales; Fabaceae
Product: WAT1-related protein At3g18200-like
Exons: 7
Coding region: 37-1098 (353 amino acids)
Cellular component (GO): plasma membrane
Molecular function (GO): transmembrane transporter activity
Source: RefSeq, a predicted model, not a curated record